Molecule: messenger RNA, 291 nt
Organism: Prunus armeniaca (apricot)
Lineage: Eukaryota; Viridiplantae; Streptophyta; Magnoliopsida; Rosales; Rosaceae
Source: the annotation of a GenBank genome assembly
AUGCAAGUGGAAGCAUGGAAACGAAUUCUUGAUGCGGUUCAUGCUAAAGCCAACACGAAUGACAUGGGGCCUUUGAGCCUUGAUUUCUUCAGAAAAAACAAUUUGUCAGCUUCAUGGAAAGUCAUUGGGGAAAAGACUUCAAUUACGGAUAAGAUAUAUUUUACAGCUGUAGAUUCUAGACAAGAGACACCUAAGGUUAAAGUGCAUGUAUCUUCAGGUGGUGAUCAUGCUCAACUUGUUGAUCCUGCAAAACUAGCCCGACGGAUUCCUAGGCCAUGGAAGUGGAUCUAA